CUGCGCAUCUCUAUCCGGAGCUCCAUUCCAUUCCAAUUCCCCAUUCCGAUCCGCCACGAUUCUUCUUCUUCCCACAGCGGCCGCCGCCGCAGGACACGCCUCCGACCGAUUACGAGGAUGCUGGCCAUCUUCCAGAAGCAGGUGGCGCACGCGCCGCAGGAGCUCAACAGCCCCCGGAGCGGCGCCGCCAAGCCCAGGAGCCCCGACGAGAUCCUGCGGGACUUCCACGCCGCGCACCCCGCCGACGCCUUCUCCACCUCCUUCGGGGGCGGCGCCGCGCUCGCCUGCGUCGGCGCGCGCGCCUGCCCGGCCGCGUCCGGCGGGCACCAGCGGAUGUUCUGCGGCCUCGACGACAUCUACUGCGUCUUCCUCGGCAGGCUCGACAACCUCAGCGGACUCAUCCGCCAGUACGGCCUCUGCAACAAGUCCACCAACGAGGCGCUGCUCGUCAUCGAGGCGUACCGCACCCUGCGCGACCGCGGGCCCUACCCCGCCGACCAGGUCGUCAAGGACCUCGCCGGAUCAUUCGCCUUCGUCGUCUUCGACAACAAGUCCGGCGCCGUAUUCGCAGCCCUGAGCGCCGACGGCGGCGUGCCGCUGUACUGGGGCAUCGCGGCGGACGGCUCCGUGGUGAUCUGCGAGGACCGGGAGAUCGUCAAGCGCGGGUGCGGCAAGUCGUACGCGCCCUUCCCCGUGGGGUGCAUGUUCCACAGCGAGGGCGGGCUCAAGAGCUUCGAGCACCCCAUGAACAGGCUCAAGGCGUUGCCACGGGUGGACAGCGAGGGCGUCAUGUGCGGCGCCACAUUCAAGGUCGACACCUUCACCAAGAUCAACUCCAUGCCACGCGUCGGAAGCGCAACAAACUGGGCCGCAUGGGACGAAGGCAUCUAGCUAGAUCAUAUUUUUCACUUUUUCUCUUUUUAUUAAGAGCAGCGCCGCUGCUGCACCAGCCAUGUCCGCGCCCUCCCUCCCUCCCUUCCUUCGUCGCCCGAUGUUUCUUUCUCUCCACCCACUAGUCUGGCUAGUGCUUCCACCGGAAGGCCAUGCAUGGAAGCAUGGCGUCUUUGUUGUACUGCUUGUCGUCGUUCUUCCUUGUGUUCGCAUUGUACAUUUCCCUGUGCUUGUGUCUUGUGGACUUGGCUGUUGAGCAUGAUCAAUAAGAGUUUGCUUCAAUCUAAAACGUA
This is a messenger RNA of Panicum hallii, 1184 nucleotides long. Its product is annotated as stem-specific protein TSJT1. The transcript has 2 exons. The record is from RefSeq and is a predicted model, not a curated record. NCBI's taxonomy places the organism in Eukaryota, Viridiplantae, Streptophyta, Magnoliopsida, Poales, Poaceae. Bases 118 to 891 code for a protein of 257 amino acids.